CAUUGGCUCUUCCUGGCUCUAUGGCAGCCUGGUGGCCUUCAGACUUGCAUUGGGACAUCAGCUCUGCAGAUUUUGGGGUUGUCAGCCUCCAUAAUCAUUAUCUGAGUCACCUGCAGGACCAAAAUGGAGGAGACACCACAGCAUUGCCUGUCCAGAUUGCCAGACAACUCUGCCCUGAAGCAGCAGGAGUUACCCGCCCACCGGCUGUAUUUCACGGCCAGGAGAGUCCUCUUCGUCUUUUUCACAACAGGAAUAUUCUGCCUUUGUAUGGGCAUCAUCCUUAUAUUGUCUGCAAGGAGCACUCAGGAAAUAGAGAUUAAUUACACAAGAAUAUGUGCAAAUUGUGCAAAACUGCGGGAAAAUGCCUCUAAUUUUGACAAAGAAUGCACCUGCUCUAUUCCCUUUUACCUUUCAGGAAAAAUGAUGGGUAAUGUUUAUAUGUACUACAAAUUGUAUGGCUUCUAUCAGAACCUGUAUCGAUAUGUUCGAUCCAGAAGUAAUAGACAACUGGUGGGCAAAGAUGUAAAAGCUGUUGAGGACUGUGCCCCAUUUAAAAUGUCCAACAAUAAGACCCCCAUCGUUCCUUGUGGUGCUAUUGCCAACAGCAUGUUCAAUGACACCAUAAUUCUUUCACACAACAUUAAUUCAUCUGUACAAAUCAAAGUGCCAAUGCUAAAGAGUGGACUUACGUGGUGGACAGAUAAGUAUGUCAAAUUUCAGAAUCCAAGUUCCAAGAAUCUUGCUGAUGAAUUUAGAGGAACCACAAAGCCUCCAAACUGGCCCAAGCCUAUCUAUGACUUGGAUAAAAAGGAUCCAAGAAACAACGGCUUCCUCAAUGAUGACUUCAUUGUGUGGAUGCGGGCAGCUGCCUUUCCCACUUUCAAAAAACUGUAUGGUCGACUCAAUCGAACACACCAUUUUAUAGAAGGCUUGCCUGCUGGUAAUUACAGUUUCAACAUAACCUAUAACUUCCCAGUGACCAGGUUCCAAGGAGAAAAAUCAGUUGUUCUCUCCACCCUGACAUGGUGUGGGGGUAAUAGCCUUUUCUUAGGUCUUGCCUACACAGUGACAGGAGCUAUAACAUGGUUGGCCUCCUUUGCCAUGAUGGCAAUUCACAUCACACUGAAAAACAAGCAAAUGUCCUUCUUCCAUCAGUAAAGUCAAGCUUUAAAAAGAAAAGGAGGAAACAAAAAUGGACAGUGAAGUAACAGAACCAAAGAUGUCUGAAAGGCUUGAAAUGACUGGAAUGUUUCAACAAGGGGAACUAGAUUGACUGAACUAAAAUCAAUUUGAAAUAGGUAAUGAAGAGAAUUUUAGAGUUAAAAAGAAGAAGGAGGAAGAAGAGGGGAGGCAUAAUUAUAUGUAGUAAAAUGUCCUUGGUAUGGGGAGAAUAAAUCACUCUUGAGCUCUA
Macaca mulatta (Rhesus monkey) is the source of this 1411-nucleotide messenger RNA. RefSeq names its product transmembrane protein 30C (gene CDC50C). Lineage: Eukaryota; Metazoa; Chordata; Mammalia; Primates; Cercopithecidae. Gene Ontology annotation, biological process: phospholipid translocation. The record is from RefSeq and is a predicted model, not a curated record. Gene Ontology annotation, cellular component: plasma membrane; endoplasmic reticulum; Golgi apparatus.